GCAGAAGGGCAGUCACAAAGAUCUGCGCCAAAUGGUUCAAUAUAAUGAUGAUUUCUUGAUGUAAACCCAUUUAGAUUAGUCGCAUGCGUAUUUAAGUAACUUUUGCCUCAUCAUUUCUAUCAUUUCACUUUACAAUUAGACCGGAAUGUUAAUGCGUUUCGUAAACAAAACUUGCAAUAUUUUGUUGCAACAAAGUGGCCGUCGCCUGUUUGCAGCAACUCCACCGAGCCACACACUCUCCCAUUACCCUGUUAACGAUGCGCUUUACGGCCUGGAUAAAGAACACCAGAAACUGAGAGAAACUACCUUCAACUUCGUACAGAAGGAACUGGCGCCCUAUGCUAAGGAAAUAGACAAGCAGGACAAUUUCAAAGAUAUGCGUUCGUUUUGGAGAAAACUAGGCGAACUGGGCUAUCUGGGCAUUACGGCGGAUCCCGAAUACGGAGGCACUGGUGGAAAUUACUUGGACCACUGCAUCGUUGUGGAGGAAAUUUCAAGAGCCUCUGGAGCUGUAGGAAUUUCUUACGGCGCACAUUCGAAUAUGUGCAUCAAUCAGCUGUCUAUAAACGGAACACGCGAACAGAAGCAACAGUAUUUGCCCAAGCUCUGCAGCGGAGAACACAUCGGAGGCUUGGCAAUGUCGGAGGCAGGUGCUGGCUCCGAUGUCCUGUCAAUGAAGUUGAGAGCUGAGCGCAAAGGCGAUUACUACGUGCUAAACGGAACCAAGUUUUGGAUCUCCAAUGGCUCCGAUGCGGAUACGUUGAUCGUAUAUGCCAGGACUGGAGCAACUGGAGUGCCGGACAGCAAAGCGAUAACCACGUUUAUUAUAGAGACGUCGUGGGAUGGCUUCAGCGUGGCCCAGAAGCUAGACAAACUAGGAAUACGUGGCAGCAGCACCUGUGAACUUGUUUUUGAUAAUGUCAAAGUACCCGCAAAGAAUGUGCUGGGUCAGGAGAACAAGGGCGUCUACGUGCUGAUGUCGGGUCUGGACUAUGAGCGUGCUGUAUUGUCCGGUAUACCGUUGGGCCUUAUGCAGGCUGCCUGCGACGUGGCCUUUGAGUAUGCCCAUCAGCGCAAACAAAUGGGGAAACUGAUUGGCGAGUUCCAGCUGAUACAGGGAAAGAUGGCAGAUAUGUACACGACUAUCAGCGCGUGCCGGAGCUACUUGUACACUGUGGUGAGAUCCUUAGAUGCCGGUAUGCGAAGCAGCAAAGAUUGCGCUGGCGUUCUCUUGCUGUGCGGCGAAAAGGGCACUCAAGUGGCUUUGGAUGCCAUGCAAAUCCUUGGCGGCAACGGCUACAUCAAUGACUAUCCGACAGGACGUAUUUUGCGUGAUGCAAAACUGUGUGAGAUUGCUGGCGGCACCGCGGAGAUCAGACGCUGGCUCAUAGGACGUCAGCUGAAUCAGGAGUACAAAUGAAGCGUUGUUAAUUUUUAACAGGGGGAAAGGGUGUUAAUAUUUUAGGGGAUACAUUUAUUAUAAACAUAUUUUUUAGUUUUGUAAAUUAUAUCGGUCCCAAGGUGCAAAAUAUAAAAAUCUGAUUGCUUAUUGUGAAA
This is a messenger RNA of Drosophila montana, 1557 nucleotides long. Its product is annotated as isovaleryl-CoA dehydrogenase, mitochondrial-like. Bases 146 to 1420 code for a protein of 424 amino acids. Gene Ontology annotation, cellular component: mitochondrion. Lineage: Eukaryota; Metazoa; Arthropoda; Insecta; Diptera; Drosophilidae. Gene Ontology annotation, biological process: L-leucine catabolic process. Gene Ontology annotation, molecular function: 3-methylbutanoyl-CoA dehydrogenase activity; flavin adenine dinucleotide binding. The transcript has 4 exons. The record is from RefSeq and is a predicted model, not a curated record.